UUGGCGCUAAUUGUUCAUACGAAACAAUAAAACGAAAAUUUGCCGGAGUGUUGAGUCACGUUGUGUUAACACUCAGUCUGGGGUUUACAGAUUUCUUCUUGUUAAAAGUUGUCGUUAGCUCAAGGGUUUCCGCUGAUGCAAUCCUUGUCUCAAGUAUAUUGUGAUUCUCGACUUCAUUUUCAACUUCCAUGGAAUUCCAACAAAACCCACUAUGUUUUCUCAAAAUCAAACUUAAGAAGACCCAAAAGGUUAAAUCUAUCAUGUUCUUUGAAAACUUCAUACGGGUUUGAGUCUGAAAGAAUUGAAAGAGGAGAGAAACCAGAAGCAUUCAGUCUUCCAGUUGUAAUUCGUACUUCUGGUAAGUCUUCUCGUUAUUUUUGGGAUGGAACCCAAUUAAAAUUGGUAUCUUUUGAUGAUACUCCUUCAAAUUCUGAUGAAUUCGAUUAUGGGUUUCGUAAAUUGUACCAAUUUUAUACUUCGGCUGUUCGGGAUUUCUUUAUUCCUCAUCAAGUUCAGGAAAACUAUAUGGAAUAUGUGAAGUGGAAAUUCUUGCAUGCGGUUUUCAGUUCUGCACUUCGGGUUCUCGCCACCCAGGCAAUGUUUCGAGCAAUGGGGUUUGGCUAUUCCAAGUCCCUUCCUUCAGCUGCUGCAUUGAACUGGGUACUGAAAGAUGGGCUGGGACGGCUUAGUCGAUGCAUUUAUACUGCCAGCCUUGCUUCUGCAUUCGACACUAAUUUGAAGAGGGUCAGGUUCUCAACGUCCAUCAUGUUUACAUUAAGUAUUGGCGUUGAAUUGCUGACUCCUGUUUUCCCCCGCUAUUUCUUGCUUCUUGCAACCAUGGCCAACGUUGCGAAACAAAUUAGCUUGGCUGGUUACUUGGCAACCGGUUCCGCUGUACAUCGAAGUUUUGCAGUGGCCGGUAAUCUCGGUGAAGUUUCUGCAAAAGCACAGAUUCAAACAGUUUGCUUUGAUAACGUCGGUCUCAUGCUUGCAGCAUUUUUGAACUUGUUGUGCAAGAAUAAUGAAAGAUUACUAGCUGUACUUCCCUUUGUUGUUUACCCAAUUUUCUCAGCAAUCGACCUUUUAGGAAUCUAUCAAGGGCUCAAGCAUGUACAUCCACAAACAUUGACAAAGGAUAGACUUGAGAUCAUACUGGAUAGGUGGAUUCACUUGAAGCAUAUCCCAUCACCAGCAGAGGUUAGUAAGGAGGAAGGCAUUGAUUUUCCGUGGAGAAAAGGUAGAGUGCUUUGGCCAAUUAGAAUCGGUUGUGUAGACCCCAAGGAUCCAAUUCCCAAGAUUUCAAUGUUGACAAUGCAGUCUUUGAGAGGGGAGGAUUCUUACUUCAUAUGCUUGGAGACCACCCCAAAAGGUUUCAGAAGUAAUAAGCAGCAAGGUGUUCUUCUUUGUUUACGUGAAGGAUGUUCCGUUACUGAUAUUAUCAUGGGUUUGCUGCAGGCAUGUUAUAUCCGUGAGGAACUUCGCCGCAGAGACAAGUGGAAGCAAAUUAUGGAAACCAAUGUUGUGUCGGAGUCUCUUCUUAGUGAGUGGUUUAAGAUGGUCGAAGAUGUCAAACGAUGUGCUUGUACAUUAGAGGAUGUUGAACUAUUAACGGAAGAACUUCACAGAUCUGGUUGGUCCGUCAAAAACAUCUUGUUGAGUGUGCAGGAACAGGUCCGCUAUAAUAUGUCAUAGAAAGGAAGCUUGGGAUUUUAAACAAGGCAGUGAGUUCAUACACUAAUAGAGUAUCUUGGCAACACCCUUCUCAAGCAUGGAGGUAACAUUUUUGCCCAUUAGUGCUAGUUUUGGUUGCGAAAAACAUGUAUAUAUUUUCACUUCUUAACCUGCCAGCCCAACCCAGUAAGAAGAGAAACUCAUCUUUGUUAAAAACAAGGAUGAAUCAUUCGGUCAUGCUUUAAGGUUUGCAUUCUUUGUUUGUGUGUAUUAAGAAAAGGAAAAAAUCUUUUCUCAAAAUAUUCAUCGGAUCUAUGACAUGAUUACCAUAACGUUUUUCCAAUAUAAUAUAUUUGA
Molecule: messenger RNA, 2028 nt
Organism: Papaver somniferum (opium poppy)
Lineage: Eukaryota; Viridiplantae; Streptophyta; Magnoliopsida; Ranunculales; Papaveraceae
Product: protein root UVB sensitive 4-like
Exons: 10
Coding region: 136-1692 (518 amino acids)
Source: RefSeq, a predicted model, not a curated record